Heterobasidion irregulare TC 32-1 is the source of this 309-nucleotide messenger RNA. RefSeq lists its product as uncharacterized. The annotation marks the transcript as partial. NCBI's taxonomy places the organism in Eukaryota, Fungi, Basidiomycota, Agaricomycetes, Russulales, Bondarzewiaceae. The transcript has a single exon. The record is from RefSeq and is a predicted model, not a curated record.
CAUCCUAAAUUCAAGCUCGCCCCUAGGAGGUAUGGCCCUUUCAAAAUUAUAGCGAAAUUAAGAACCCUGGCAUACAAACUACAAAUCCCUCAACAUUGGAAAAUCCAUCCUGUUUUCCAUGCUACCAUGCUCACUAGGUACAAGGAAACGGAAGCACGUGGGGGGGACUUUGCAAGGCCACUACCGGAGAUACUAAACAAUGAAGAACACUAUGAGGUUGAAAUAAUCGUGGAUUCAAAGAAACACGGAUGGGGAACCAAGUACUUGGUCAAAUGGAUGGGAUAUCCCAAAGCAGAUAACACCUGGGAA